CUCUCUCCCUCGCGCCCACUUUCUUUUUUUUAUACACACACAGAUUAGAUGUUUUAUGUUGUGUUAUCGAUGUAUUGAAAACAAUCAAACAAACAAACAAACCAACCAACCAAACCGACCAACCCAACCCAAGAGCUUUUCAAUGCGCCGGGGAGGAUGGAACAAGCCGAGAUCCUGAAGAGAUUCAUCGAGCGGGUGCAGGCGAUGAAAGUGCGCGACCAGAACGGGGAGGACAACUUCGCCAACGACUUCAUGCGACUCCGAAGACUUUCAACAAAAUACAGAACCGAAAAGAUCUAUCCAACAAACACUGGAGAAAAGGAAGAAAAUGUUAAGAAGAACAGAUAUAAGGAUAUCUUGCCAUUUGACCACAGCAGAGUGAAGCUUGCGUUGAAAACAUCACAGGUGGAUUCGGAUUAUAUCAAUGCAAAUUUUAUCAAGGGAGUGUAUGGGCCAAACUCCUACAUUGCUACCCAGGGACCACUAGCAAACACUGUAUUAGAUUUUUGGAGGAUGAUCUGGGAGUACAAUGUUGCAAUAAUUGUUGUGGCGUGCCGUGAGUUUGAAAUGGGGAGGAAAAAAUGUGAGCGCUACUGGCCCAUACAUGGGGAUGGUCCUCUUCGACUUGGAGAAUUUCUAGUUACGUGUGAAGCUGAACAAGCUAGGAACGACUAUUUUAUAAGAACUCUAUUAGUGGAAUUCCAGAAUGAAUCUCGUAGACUAUAUCAGUUUCAUUACAUAAACUGGCCUGACCAUGAUGUUCCAUCUUCAUUUGAUUCCAUCUUGGAUAUGAUCAGUUUGAUGCGAGAAUAUCAAGAUCAUGAGAAGGUGCCUAUUUGUAUCCACUGCAGUGCUGGAUGUGGAAGAACUGGAGCCAUAUGUGCAAUUGAUUAUACUUGGAAUUUACUAAAAGCUGGGAAAAUUCCUGAAGAAUUCAGUGUUUACAGUUUGAUCCAGGAAAUGAGAACACAAAGGCACUCUGCAGUACAGACAAAGGAACAAUAUGAGCUGGUUCACCGUGCAAUAGCUCAACUAUUCGAAAAGGAACUACAGAGGUGUCAAUGCACUGAAAGUCCCAACACAGAUGAAAUUAGUACUGAGAAUACUGCCACAUCUUCUGUUGCUGAGAAAUCUGACAUGCCACCGCCCAAGCCACCACGAGUCCGAAGCUGCCUGGUGGAAGGGGAUGCUAAAGAAGAAAUCUUGCAACCUCCAGAACCACAACCAGUCCCACCCAUCCUGACUCCUUCACCUCCAUCUGCAUAUCCUGCUGUUACAACUGUCUGGCAGGAUAACGAUCGAUAUCAUCCCAAACCAGUCGUACACUUGUUUACACAAUCACAUGCCACAGACCUCAACGAAAACUUCAACAAGCCAGCGGAUACCUUCAAACAGGUUGAAAAUUGUCCCUCUUCACACACUGAAUCCAUUGAGAAAAAGCUGGAGAGAAAACUGAGUAUUGAAAUAAAGAAGAUACCACUCCAAGAAGGACCUAAGAGUUUUGAAAUGUCACCACCUGGUGGAAACGGUUCUUUUAAUAGAACACCCUUAACUAAAGCUAAAUCCACUUCAGUGAUUGAGAUUGAGAAGAUCUGUAAAUCCGAGGAAUUGAACUCUGUGAACUCCCAAGUGGACACUCUGCAGCACUCUUGUGCUACUCAGGAAGUGAAGAGUCAGCUAAAUUCUGACGUUCUACAGAGACCAGUGCAACUGCCACUCAAAGAGAGAGCUCAAGCCUCAUGGAACAUGCAAAGUGUUGAAUGUACGCCACCUGCCUUUAGCAAGUCUUCCACUGCUGAUAAAUUAUUCAAAACCGAAUGUCAAUCUUCUCCUGCACCCGCUCUGACAGCAGAGACGUCCUCAAAAGAGACACCUGUUGUUCCCCCUGUAACCGUGGGUACGAGUGAACCUUGUGCAAAUCCACCACCCCUCAGUUUUACUAACCCUCUCCAUUCUGACGACUCUGAACCAGAGGAGAUGGAUGUUGGCACAGCUAUACCUAAAAGUAUCUCCAGUGUUUUAAGUGCCACUGUUACUUCCACCAUGCAAAAUGAAACCCCUUCAGUGAGAAAAAUAUCACCUUUGUCCAUUGCUCGAGAACAACCAUCCAACACAUUGAAUUUACGAGCUGACAAACAUUCUGGGGAUAAAGAAGAUAAUCCACCACCUUUGCCAGAAAGAACUCCUGAAUCUUUUGUUGUGGCAAGCGAACCUGACUCCUCUGCUAACCCAGUUAAUGCCAGGAGAUCUGCAGAAUGGAGUGGGUUCCAGCAAACGCAAUCUGUUGAGCAUCCAAAGAUGGUGAGGAGCAAGAGUCUGAAAAAUCCCAGAAUUCAAAGAAAUGAAUACCCUGAGGCGGGUGAUGGUGGGAGAUCAUCGGGUUGUACAGGAAUGAAAGCUACCACAAGGCCGGAGAUGGGACAGUCCGCAGAAACAAAUUCGAAAAGUAGAUCACGCGGUUCAGAUUUAGGCUUCAAUAAUCGCUACACAAAGCCCAAAGGACCAAGAGAUCCCCCUUCUGAGUGGACAUGAUGGAGCAGAUGUUCAGGUGGACCAUAGUACCCGCGUAUCGUCCAAGUGCCACUAAAGGACUGAAUAGAUACAAAAAAUAUUCGCACUCACUAAACACAAUCUUUCUUUACUAACCAAGCAAGAGCAAUUUAGACGUCUCUUCAGUUGCAGAAUGGUACAUGUUUCACAACUAUUGUAACUUGCUAAAUAAAGAACCUUCCGAGGGUGUGGAUUUCGGUGCUAAAUCUCUCUCUGCUGGGACCAUUUUUACCUGCCUUACUUCACACUUCAGAAAAGUAUUAAGACGUAAAGAAAGUCUGCAGAAAGUAUUACAGGCCUUAAUUUUUUGUGGAAUUUGUUACACUGCUUGUAGGAUUGUAUAUUAAUACAGUAAAAUAAGUAUAAAUAGGGAGUCUGUGGACAGUUAUUCUUUGCUAACUUGCAGAAACUAUGACUAUGUGCAUUACUCUUUUAUAAAUGUACAGGGCAGGUAGGUAUAUAAUUGACAAUGUUGCAGGCAUUAAAUAUUCUUAACAGAAGAUGUAAGAAAUCUGUGCAUGAUCUAAAACUUUUUUGUGUACCAUUUUUGUAAAUUAUUUGCCCUGAAGUUAUAGAAAAUAAUUCUUUCAGGUGUUCUUAACUGCUGGAAAUGAGCAGCCAGCUUGCAGUUUAACAGGGGUUGAGAUUGUAAUAAUACAUUUGUAAAUUGUAAGCAAAAGGAUAUUUUUAUAUUAUAUGCUGUGUUAAUAACCAAUCCCGCUUUGAUUUGUUGUUCAUUCGGCCUUGAAUUUAGUAAGUGCCUUCGAACAGUAUGCAGUUCUGUUAACAUCACACAUGCAUUUUGUUUGUGCAUGUGCACGUUUGGGGCAAGAAGACUAUCAGCCACAAAAAGACCUGUAUUUUACGUUGUAUUGACCUGUCAGUAAAGAUCUUUAAGCAAA
Molecule: messenger RNA, 3452 nt
Organism: Callorhinchus milii (elephant shark)
Lineage: Eukaryota; Metazoa; Chordata; Chondrichthyes; Chimaeriformes; Callorhinchidae
Product: protein tyrosine phosphatase non-receptor type 12
Exons: 18
Coding region: 157-2532 (791 amino acids)
Biological process (GO): peptidyl-tyrosine dephosphorylation
Cellular component (GO): nucleus; cytoplasm
Molecular function (GO): non-membrane spanning protein tyrosine phosphatase activity
Source: RefSeq, a predicted model, not a curated record